Phytomonas sp. EM1 is the source of this 483-nucleotide messenger RNA. Lineage: Eukaryota; Euglenozoa; Kinetoplastea; Trypanosomatida; Trypanosomatidae. The record is from the annotation of a GenBank genome assembly.
AUGAGUGAGCUUGCGCAGCUCAUGGUUUUGGAGCUACAGCAGCGCUGCACGGAGCAGCGCCACGCGGAGCUAAGCUUCCAGUCGGUCUUUCAUAGCACUCACGUACCGAGCAUCUCCAUGUGGGACUAUGUGCGGCGCAUAGCCAAAUACUCAGGGUGUACCCCGGAGUGUUUCAUCUUUUCGAUCAUCCUGAUUGAUCGGUACUGCGCAGCAACCGGGAUCCCGACGACCUUCCGAAACAUCCAUCGGCUGUCGAUCACCGCGGUGAUGAUCAGCGCUAAACUCCGCGAUGAUGUGUACUACAGCAAUGCUUACUACGCGAGUAUCGGUGGGGUGAGUAAUAGGGAGUUGAAUCAUCUGGAGAUGGAGAUGUUAGCGACGAUUAACUGGUUCACCUGGGUGGAGCCCUCCCACUAUGACGGACUCCUGGAACAUCUAAAACAAGUCUACGGUUCUUUUAUCUCUCCACAAAAGGGUCAUUAA